GUUUCCUCUAGUGGCCGGUUGAGUUUUUAUCACUUUGACAUCUCCCGCCUCCUCAAACAUGGAGCAUCCCUACUGGGAUCUGCUGGGGGCCGAGUUUGAGCUGCAAGAUGAAAAAACUGGUGAGAUUGAUGCUAAGGAACGUCUGGCCCGCCAAAGGAAGCUCCUUCAGAAAAAGUUGGGCCUUGACAUGGGUGCAGCCAUUGGCAUGAACACAGAGGAGCUAUUUAAUGAUGAGGACCUAGAUUACACAUGGCAAAACAGUGCACCAAGAGACUAUGGCAGCAGUUACACAGCUGGAUCCAGCUUCCGCAACCAUUUGACUGUUCAAGCUGCCGAGUUGAUUGACUCAGAAUUUCGUCCAGGCAUGAGCAGUCGUCAGAAGAAUAAGGCUAAGAGGAUGGCGAAGCUAGUCGCAAAACAAAGAUCCCGAGAUGUAGAUCCCAACGAAAAGAGUAAUGACAGUUUAGAGGGUGAACCUGAAGAAAAACGAAGAAAAACUACAAAUAUAGUUGUUGACCAAACAACAGAGCAUAAAGUCUUAAUUGAUAACAUUUCUGAAAGCUCCACAUUGUUAGAGGAGACACACGAGUGGCCUCUGGAGAGCUUUUGUGAGGAACUCUGCAAUGAUCUCUUCAAUCCACUGUGGGAGAUUCGACAUGGUGCAGGCACAGGCCUUAGAGAAAUCCUCAAGUCCCAUGGUGCUGGAGGCGGGAAACUGAUUGGAAGCACUGCACAACAGGUAUAG
Messenger RNA from Thalassophryne amazonica, 745 nucleotides. RefSeq names its product TATA-binding protein-associated factor 172-like. The transcript has 6 exons. The coding region runs from base 59 to 745 and encodes 228 amino acids. Gene Ontology annotation, molecular function: TBP-class protein binding; DNA binding; ATP hydrolysis activity. NCBI's taxonomy places the organism in Eukaryota, Metazoa, Chordata, Actinopteri, Batrachoidiformes, Batrachoididae. The record is from RefSeq and is a predicted model, not a curated record.